AUGGAGGCAAGGGGAAAUGUCAGAGAGGAGCAGAUUUUAGACACCGCAGGCGCAACCUUGGCUCAAGACCGGCCGGAAUUCCUGGAAUCCCCAGAUUGGUCUACUUUUGGAACCCGAACCUACAACAUACCAGAGGCUCGUCUCACCUUCCCGCAUCUUACUAUUUUGGCCUUGCAUGGGCUUCCGUUUGAUGAGAAUUCACGCCAUUUCCUCAGUCUACCCACAUCCUCAUUCAGACUUCGGGAACUAGUGUUGGUGCUCAAAGGUGCGCCCCAUCUAAGCUGCCUCGAACUCAGUGCCCGUGUUGCUGGUACCGGAAGACCGCGAGGCGCAAUAAUACAAGAGCUCUGUCGCAACUAUCUUCACGCUGGAGGAAGGGCUCUUCAAAAGCUGCGCUAUAUCAAGCUUGGAAAAGGAUUCGAGUUGUAUUUUCCAAGGAACCCUGGAUACAACUAUAAUCACCCGGCUGGCUUCUUGGGUAAUCUAUUGGACUUCUCCAGGCUCGAAGAGCUGCACUUGUUCUAUGACGACUAUGUAGACGGUCCAUAUCUUAUAGAGGCACAUCACCCCAAAGACUUUACUGGUAUCAAUCUUGCUUUCAACACGCAUUUGGCGAGAAAGUUGAUCCACGCCCUCCAUCUUCCCAGCUUAAGAAAAUUGACGUUGCCCUGGGCGGACGGCUAUGCCUGGGAAAUGAUAUACUACGAUUCCAAGUUCACCCUGAGACAAAACCUGGUGAUCAACUUUGUGGAUGAAUUCCAUCUUCAAGACCAGCAUCGACCACGCGGCGGCUUGCAUCCCUAUUCAUAUCUAUGGCGUGUCCACACGCUACUCCGCCCAUUCCCCUUGUCGGGCUUAGUCCUGCCCACCAACGGCAUGUCCCUCCCAGAGCAGAACUUAUCCCAUCUUGUGUCCCUGACCACACUAAAGUCUCUCAAAACGACACUUCCUCCGUUGUGUGACUUUGGCUUCUUCUGUGCUACUCAUGAUACGACGCAUGUCGAAUGCGAUCCCGGAGAAUUAUCGUCGACGAACAUCAGCACGAUUACGUGGCAGUUGAGACGUAUUCGGAACCUCCGCGAACUUUGGCUGGCGGGAGAUAGUCGUCACAAGUCAUACAAGUGCAUUGUUGAGCAUAUUCGAUCUCAUCAUGGCGUCCGAAUCGAGCAUUUGGCCAUGGCGUUUAUCCAGCGAUUUCGGAAGCUGGAGUAUAUCAGGAUUCUGGACCGGGCGUGGCGGAUUGCGAGGAGGGAUGAUGCUGAUGAUAAGGAUAACGAGAAGGAGGAGAAGGAGAAGGAGGGAUAUUGUAGUGAUGAUGAUAUGGGAGGAGAGGAAAGAAGGGAGGCGGUGGCAAGGGAACUGAGUCCCUGGGAGGUGGAGAAUGAUGUACCGGAUGCGUUCGAUUACCGCACGCCGAGUCUGUUUAGGGGGAGGUAG
Messenger RNA from Neurospora hispaniola, 1437 nucleotides. RefSeq lists its product as uncharacterized. The coding region runs from base 1 to 1437 and encodes 478 amino acids. The transcript has 2 exons. The record is from RefSeq and is a predicted model, not a curated record. Lineage: Eukaryota; Fungi; Ascomycota; Sordariomycetes; Sordariales; Sordariaceae.